Xyrauchen texanus (razorback sucker) is the source of this 4448-nucleotide messenger RNA. RefSeq names its product NACHT, LRR and PYD domains-containing protein 3-like. Lineage: Eukaryota; Metazoa; Chordata; Actinopteri; Cypriniformes; Catostomidae. Gene Ontology annotation, molecular function: protein binding. The transcript has 10 exons. Bases 165 to 3572 code for a protein of 1135 amino acids. The record is from RefSeq and is a predicted model, not a curated record.
GACACAAGCAGGAAAUUACACGACGAGAGAAAAAUAGAAAAAGUUCGACAGUUUGUGCUCCACUGAAUUGUCUGAAACAAUAAAUCAAUUGAUGAAGUAUUUUGUAGGUGAUAUUCUAGUCAGUAAACAGGAAGUGAACAUCAACAGCUCUUGACAGGUGUUCAAUGGACUGUUCAGAUGAUGUCAUGGACUCCACAAAGGAUCUCAGUGGACAGACAGACACAGGGGAGGUCAAGAGUGUCAUUCAUGGAGAAUCUCCUGAAUCCAGCUGUGUGUCCAUGAAGAGUGACGGGUCAAUGGGUCGUCCAUAUAACUUCAGUUCAGGAGCUCCUUGUGCUGAUGUGAGAGAUGAUGUGACUGGAGACCUGCAGCAGGAUUCUCAUCCACCAGUAGAUGAUGUUCUUCAGACAGUCAAAGACAAACACAAAACCAGCAUGAAGAACAAGUAUGAGAGCUUAUUUGAGGGAAUCAAACUACACGAGAAUCAAACGCUCCUGAACAGGAUUUACACACAGCUCUACAUCAUAGAGGGAGAGAGUGAAGGGGUGAAUGAAGAACAUGAGGUUUUACACAUGGAGAAAACACCCAGAACUCAACACCAUCAAGAAACUCCAAUCUACUGCAAUGACAUCUUUAAACCUGAAGCAGGAUGUGAGGAGAAGAGAACAGAGCAAAUAAAGACUGUUCUCACUAAAGGCAUCGCUGGAAUUGGAAAAACAGUCUCUGUGCAGAAGUUCAUUGUGGACUGGGCCGAGGGAAAGGCCAAUCGGGAUGUAGAUUUCAUGUUUGUGCUUCCAUUUCGAGAGCUGAACUUGAUUAAAGAUGAGCAGUACAGUCUUCACAAACUUCUGCUGGACUUUCAUCCUGAACUUCACGAUCUGGACUCAAAGAUUUAUGAUGAGUGUAAACUUGUGUUCAUCUUUGAUGGUCUGGAUGAAAGCAGAAUUAAACUGGAGUUUUCAGACAUUGAGAAAGUUCCUGAUGUGACUGAGACUUCAUCAGUGGGUGUGUUGAUGUCAGACCUCAUCAAAGGAGAUCUGCUUCCCUCUGCUCUCAUCUGGAUCACCUCCAGACCAGCAGCAGCCAAUCAGAUCCCCUCCAAAUACAUCAAGCGUGUGACAGAGAUUCAGGGAUUCAAUGACCCUCAGAAGGAGGAAUAUUUCAGGAAGAGAAUCAGUGAUGAGCAUCAAGCCAGCAGAAUCAUUUCACACAUUAGAAGAGCAAGAAGCCUCCACAUCAUGUGCCACAUACCAGUCUUCUGCUGGAUCUCAUCCACUGUGCUUCAAAACAUCCUGAAACAAGACGACAGUGCAGAAAUCCCUCAAACUCUGACUGAAAUGUACAUCCACUUCCUGCUCAUUCAGAUCAAUGUGAGGAAUCAGAAGUAUGAUGAGAAACUCCUGCAGUCCAACAGAGAAGUGGUUGUGAAACUUGCUGAACUGGCUUUCAAACAGCUGAUGAAGGGCAAUGUCAUGUUCUAUGAGGAGGACCUGAAAGAGAGCGGCAUAGAUGUCACUGACGCCUCAGUGUAUUCUGGGAUCUGCACUGAGAUCUUUAAGGAGGAAUCUGUGAUUCAUCAGAGGAAAGUCUACAGCUUCAUUCAUCUGAGCUUUCAGGAGUUUCUGGCUGCUUUCUUUGUGUUUUACUCACAUUUAAAGAAGAAGAACAGUGAACCACUGCAGAUGUUUCUGGAUUAUAGAUAUGAAUCAAACAUUAGAGGAAACUGUCUGUAUAAUCUACUAACAGCAGCAGUUAAUAGAGCCCUUCAGAGUGCAAAUGGACAUCUGGAUCUAUUCCUGCGAUUCCUGCUGGGCAUCUCACUGGAGUCCAAUCAGAGACUCUUCCAGGAUCUACUGACACACACACAGAACAGUUCAAAGAAGAUCAGAGAAAUCACAAAGUACAUUAAAGACACAAUCAAGCGUGGUGAAUAUCUCUCAGCUGACAGAUCCAUCAGACGGUUCAGUGGUGAUGAUGAUGAUGACAGAUCCAUCAGUCGGGUCAGUAAUAACUAUAAACCUCUCUCAGCUGACAGAUCCAUCAAUCUGUUCCUGUGUCUGCUGGAGAUGAACGAUCAGACUCUGUCCAGAGAGAUUCAGGAGUUUGUGAAAUCAGACAAACACUCAGAGGAGAAACUCUCUCCUGCUCAAUGUUCAGCGAUCGCCUACAUGCUUCAGAUAUCAGAGGAGGUGAUGGAUGAGUUUGAUCUGAAGAAAUACAACACAUCAGAUGAGGGCAGAAGACGACUGAUACCAGCUGUGAUGAACUGCAGAAAAGCUCUACUUGCAGGCUGUAAUCUCACUGAUGAGUGCUGUGAAAGUUUGUCUUCAGUUCUACAACCAUCAAACUCAUCAAGUCUGAGAGAGCUGGACCUGAGUAACAAUGACCUGCAGGAUUUAGGAGUGAAGCUGCUCUCUGAUGCACUGAAGAGUCCUCACUGUACACUGGAGAUACUGAGAUUGGCAGGUUGUGGAUUCACUGGUCAGUGCUGUGAAAGUUUGUCUUCAGUUCUACAAUCAUUAAUCUCCUCAAGUCUGAGAGAGCUGGAUCUGUGUAACAAUGACCUGCAGGAUUUAGGAGUGAAGCUGCUCUCUGAUGCACUGAUGAGUCCUCACCGUACACUGGUGAUACUGAGAUUGGCAGGUUGUGGAUUCACUGGUCAGUGCUGUAAAAAAUUUUAUUCAGUAAUACAAUCAUCAAACUCCUCAAGUCUGAGAGAGCUGGAUCUGAGCAACAAUGACCUGCAGGAUUCAGGAGUAAAGCUGCUCUCUGAUGUACUGAAGAGUCCUCAAUGUACAUUGGAAAUACUGAGAUUAUCUGGCUGUAUGGUGACAGAGGCUGGCUUUUGUUCUGUGACUUCAGCUCUGAGUUCAAACCCCUCACACUUACGAGAGCUGGAUCUGAGCUACAAUUACCCAGGAGAAUCAGGAGCCAAACUGCUCUCUAAGAGACUCAACGAUCCAAAUUUCACACUGGACAAACUUAAUGUGGAUCAUGGAGGAGAGUUCAGGAUUACAGCAGGACCACGCAAAUGGGUCUGUGAUCUCACACUGGAUUCAAACACAGCACACACUGAACUCAUUCUGUCUGAGGGGAACAGGAAGGUGACACGUGUGAGAGAGUGUCAGUCAUAUCCUGAUCAUCCAGAGAGAUUUGAUGACUAUCAUCAGGUUUUGUGUAGAGAGAUUCUGACUGGACGCUGUUACUGGGAGACUCAAUGGAGUGGACGUGUUGAAAUUUCAGUGUCAUAUAAAGAAAUCAGCAGGAAAGGAUGGAGUCGUGACUGUUGGUUUGGAUUCAAUGUAAACUCCUGGAGUCUGAGGUGCUUAAAUGACAGAUUCAUUGUCCAUCACAAUAAUAACAGAACUGACAUAUGUCCCCCUUCAGACGACUGUAAGAGAGUAGGAGUGUAUUUGGACUGUCCGGCCGGCACUCUGUCCUUCUACAGUGUCUCUGACACACACACACUCACACACUUACACACAUUCAUCAGCACAUUCACUCGACCCCUCUAUGCUGGAUUUGAUCUUUAUUCUGAUUCCUCAGUGAGUCUGUGUGAAAUUGAACAUUAGAGACACACACACACACACACACACACACACACACACACACACACACACACAGACACUCUCACACACACACACACUCACUCACACACGCACACACAUACACAUACACACACACACACACACACACACACACACACACAGACACUCUCACACACACACACACUCACUCACACACGCACACACACACACACACACACAACUGGAUGAGUGAAAUAUACUCACUGUAUCUCACAUCAACACAACUCCAAACUCUUUCUACAAAUCAUUUACUACUCAGGGUUUCUGCGGGUCUUAAGUCUUAUUUUAAGCUGAAAUGAAUGUGGUUACCAUGGCAAUAACGUAAUGUGCUCUUUGUCAUCCUGUCAGUAUGGUAUAUUUUCAAAAAAGUAUUUACAAAUAUUGUAUCAGUUAAAACAUAUAUACAAAGUGAUAUGACCAUUGUAAAGGUCAACACACAGAGGCAUGGAAUGGGUGACAUACCAAGCAAAGAGCAGAUGCUUGUUCAUAUACAACCAUUAAGAAAAUAUCAUUAUGGGUAAUUUGUGAAGAAAUAUCAUUAGGGUUAAUUACAUGAUGACUCGCUGUGUGUUAUUCAAUUAUAUUGUUAGAAUGUAUAUUCUCUAGAAACAAUUUUUUUUUUUUUUAAAUAGACGGCUUGGGAAAUUUCCACCAUUUUGUUAAAACCAGAUGAUCUAGGAAAUAAUGGUGGCGAGCUAAGAUGAUGUAAAGCCCGUUGGCUGAAGAUAGCCAAGUUAAACGAUUAAUGGGCUCAGAGAAGAUAACAGAAUUGUAUAAAGAUGUUGGACAGAACUGAAGAGUCAGAAUGCACAGCUGCCUUCUCAGGUUUAUUGGUUGCUUAAUAAACUUCUACCUUUGAUA